GUCGAUAGAACCUUUGUCCGCCACUAUUAUGUGUUCGUGUGGAAAACAACAUGCGCUCAGAUGGAGCUUUACUGAUAUUUAACAAGUCUGUGCUUCUUUAUCUGUCAGAUGUGUGAUAUUUAGAUGUGUUGCUCUUUACCGACAUCAUCGCAUGAUUAUUAGCUGCAGUGAGAAACACGAAAAUCCGCUUCAAACAGCAGAUAUGUGGCUAACGGGACUAGCUAGAACGCUAGCCAGCUAGCUCAGCAGCUACAGUUGUCCAAUAACUUGAUGAACAUGUGGAGACUUUUAACGCCCCCAAAAUUUACUCGUUAUGUUAAAAUAUGUUUCAGAGUAUCAAAACAGGCAAACAGCCAUAGGUGUUUUUCAAUCAGCUGCCAGUCUGAUGAAUAUAUCCGGAGAUUUAUUUCAGAGCACACAGAGAUAGUUGGGGAGCAGAGCUUGACUCCAGAGGUCAAACUGAGACUGUUCACCACAAACUGCAGGUUUUGGCGAGAAAGACCGGAGCUCUGGCCUUUUGGUGACCCGUACUGGGCCAUAUACUGGCCAGGAGGACAAGCACUCUCAAGAUACCUCUUGGAUAACCCCGGAGUGUGUCGGGGUAAGGCAGUUCUGGAUCUGGGGAGCGGCUGUGGAGCCUCAACCAUCGCUGCAAAACUAUGUGGUGCUGUUCAUGUAGUUGCUAAUGACAUUGACAACGUUGCAGCUGUUGCGACCCAGAUGAACUUUGAGCUGAAUGGUCUGGAGCCACCUGUUUGUCUGACUGACAACAUGAUUGGUUCACAAGCCAGUUGCUUUGACCUGAUCCUGCUAGGUGACAUGUUCUAUGAUGAGGCCCUUGCCACCAGCCUUCACAGCUGGUUGGACCGCUGCGUCAAAACCCACGGCACCAAAGUCCUGAUCGGAGAUCCUGGAAGGGCCCAGUUUGAGGAACACGGCAUCCGACAACUCCUGCGUCAGCUGGCUCAGUAUGAGCUUCCUGAGUCUGUCAGAGAGGAGAACUACGGUCUGACCUGCAGCCGUGUUUGGUGCUACCGUCCUGAACUCUGAGGUCCGGAGAGUCAAGUCAAGUUGAUUUUAUUUAUCUAGCCAAAUAUCACAAAUUUGCCUCAAGGGGCUCUUGUGAGGGAACUUUCCUAAAGGUGCUCAAUGUGGGUCAAAGGUGAGGUGCUGUUUAUAUGCAUGUCACAUUUAGGUCACUCGUAGACUUAGAAAUAGAAGGACUUCAGUCUCUAAAAAAUGUUUAUACUACCGUCUUUCUCUGUGGGUGAAUCACGACACCAGGGUAAAAAGUAAUGAGCCAUUGCCUAGAAGCCAAGGACAACAGAUAUGGUGCUCUGCUUCACUCCUAGAUGUUUACAGAUUGUCUACCCUUCAGAAUGUGACCUGCUAAUCCCAGGAGGAUUACAUGUACUCCUAAAUAAAAAAAAAAUUAGGAGCACACAAAGAAAUUUAGGAGCACAGUGAAAAAUGUUUAUUAGUUUAUUAACAUUUUAUUAAAUGCAUAUCUAUACUUUGUGUGUGCUCCUUCUCCUUGUGUGCAAUUAUGAUGUGAAAACCAGUGGAGGACUAUGGUAAGCAUUAGAUCUUAACAUCCAUAUUGUGGACCAAGAGGGAAUCUUCAGUAGUUCUGUAUUGUUACUCUGUACUGCUUUUGUCUUUCUCCUCGGCCAAGUUACAGUAAAUAUUCCUGCUUAAGACAUCCUGAGAUUUCCUGAGGCCUUCUUCAUCAAUAAGUUGAAUAGCUCACUAUAAUUUUACUUCACAGCUUUACAAUCCAUACAGCAUGCGACACCCUCUUUCCUAGGACCCUUGAUUUAGAUAAGAAAAAAAACCUCCCCUUUUAACCCCUUCCAGGACAAACAGACAAACAAUAGAUGUGCAUGCAGAAGAGACCAACAUAGUAAAAUUACAGAAAUGACAAUCAGGAUGAUAAAAUUAUAGAUGGAUUAAAAUCAUAUCUUCUCUGCUUUCUUGUUUGAGUGUGAUUAAUAUGUCACAUAUACUCACCUGUAGUUGUUUUUCUCAGUUUUCACUUUAUUGUACAUAGUAAUAGAAUGAGCAUACUGUGGGAAGUAAAAUGUGGCUUUACAGCUAAAACGUAUAAUAUUGUAAAAAAACAAAAAUGAAAGUGUUCCUUGAUGUGGGAGAACUGGGAACGGUUGUUGGUAUCAUUUUUCCAACCUGAUCUCACAGAAAUACGUGAGGAGGUCGUGUUCAUUUCAUGUAUUUCUGUGAGAUCAGGUUGCAUUUUUCACCCUGUGCUAGAUCUAGAUAGCAAAGCCCGUGUGUGUGAAUGCCAAUUAGAACCAGGCAUGUUGGGAGGCUUUGAGUUAUGUGACAGCCAAGCAGAUCCCACAGACUACGAAAGUUUUGUUUUUCACUUGGUUUUCACUAUAAGAAGGUACAUUUAUGAGACAACACUCAGAAACUGCUCAUUUUGCUCCUCUCUGUGUACACAAUCAAAGAAACUUGUAUUCACAGAUAUGUUUAUUCAUUUUUUUAAAAUAACCUGAAGGAGACAGAAUGUCUCUACAAUACAGAAUUUAACAACAUUUUCUCAAAGCAAUGAAUUUUGUAGUGCAGUGUUCAAAGCUAUCCAUUUUAUACAUUAAUUAUUUCACUUAUUCCUACUUCUCUAAUUUACAAAAAACAAAACAGAGUCUAGAGAUUAGUACCAACACAGAGCCCCAAAGUGUUCAAAAAUAAUUACAGAGUACAGAGAUGCUCACAAGUCUCUAAGCCAAGUCAAGUCUCAAGUCUCUCGUGGUUAUAAUGUCACCUGCUGCGUUCAAUCCAGGCUGCUUAUAACACUGCAUAGCUAUAAGGGAUUCUGUAACUGUAACCUGUAUUUCACUUACAGAGCACAACGUUGUAAUGUGCAAUGCAUCUACAACUAAUCACAGCUUUUGAACUACUGUAAGUUAACACACACCCCCAGACUCUCAAACCAGUGUAACGUUACAUGAUCAACAAUAAACCUGUUACCUUUUUGCAGUCAACGAUAAUACGUGAUGGCAGCCAGCUGGACGUAAAUGAUUACAUUAAUCAUCUACCACCCUGCCAUCAUUCAAGCAGGGCCUCAAAACCCAACUUUUCAAGCUAGCAUUCCCCAGUUAAACUCUUCCCUUCUCUACCCAUCCCUCCAUUUCACUAUUUCUUUUUUAACUACCUUUCUUUAACUUUUUCUUUUAAACAUGUAGGCUACUUCCAUUCCCUUCUCCUUUCCCUCCCUUUCUUUCUCAUCCCCUCAUUUUAUGAUUCCUUUUUAAAUAUAAAUUUCUAUCUUACCCUGUGUUCACACUGUAAAGCGUCUUUGAGUACAUGGAAAAGCGCUAUACAAGAUAAAUUUAUUUUAUUAUAUGUGACUGGAUAUUUUUUGUGGGACAAAAAUUUUGCUUUCUGUUGUCAAUUAUUCAACACAGAUUUUAACCGUUCUUCCAUAAUAAACAAACUGUUCCUUGUGCAAGAUUUAGUGUCUAGAUGCCUGAGACAUGCCUCUUUUAAAUCUCUUCUCAAAUCUCACUAUUAUCGUAUGUCCUUUUUAUAAACAUUAUAUUAUUACUGUUGUAUUUUUUAAUGCUGAUUUUAUUGUUGAUUUUUUUAUUUUAUUUUCAUUUACAUUUUUAAGUAUGGAUCAUGUUUGUUUCACUGUACAGCACUUUGUAACUUGGUUUUGUUAAGUGCAAUACAAAUAAAGUUAGUAGUAGUAGUAACCAUCUCAUCUGUAAGUGGAAUGGAAGCCACUGGGUCUGUAGAGUCCUCUUCAAGACAGAACAAUGAUAUAGUGACAAAUAGCGCAGUGUGGAAUCAUCUUCAGAGACACCACAAAAUAAGCAUUUUCUGAAUUUGUUCCCACUGUGGCACAAGUUAUUGUUGUUGUCCUGGUUUGUUGAUGUUGUUUUUCACCUCAGGAAAAAAAAAAGAAUCUUAAGCGACAGAAAGUGUGGUUUUAGUAGAGCUCGUUAGAUAACCACAAUGUAAUGUAAGGGAUGUGAUAAAUAGACGAUUGCAUUCUGGUUAGUAUAAACUGAAUAAAGGCAUUUGCCAUUAAACGCCUUCUAAAGUGAAGGUUUAAAUUAAAA
Micropterus salmoides (largemouth bass) is the source of this 4085-nucleotide messenger RNA. It is a transcript of the gene etfbkmt, whose product is annotated as electron transfer flavoprotein subunit beta lysine methyltransferase. Gene Ontology annotation, biological process: peptidyl-lysine trimethylation. Gene Ontology annotation, molecular function: protein-lysine N-methyltransferase activity. The transcript is spliced from 3 exons. The coding region runs from base 271 to 1050 and encodes 259 amino acids. Lineage: Eukaryota; Metazoa; Chordata; Actinopteri; Centrarchiformes; Centrarchidae. The record is from RefSeq and is a predicted model, not a curated record. Gene Ontology annotation, cellular component: mitochondrial matrix.